Scedosporium apiospermum is the source of this 2091-nucleotide messenger RNA. Its product is annotated as 3-hydroxypropionyl-CoA synthase. Gene Ontology annotation, molecular function: AMP binding; acetyl-CoA synthetase activity. Gene Ontology annotation, cellular component: cytosol. The transcript has 7 exons. The record is from RefSeq and is a predicted model, not a curated record. Bases 1 to 2091 code for a protein of 696 amino acids. NCBI's taxonomy places the organism in Eukaryota, Fungi, Ascomycota, Sordariomycetes, Microascales, Microascaceae.
AUGGCCGACAUUGCAGCGCAAAAAGCGGCCCUCCAGCAGCCUAACGGCGUCUCUUCCGCCGUGGCCACCAAGGCUGUUGUUGUCGUGCCUCCGCCCCCGGCCCCCGAGGGCGCUGUCGUCGCAGAAGCCCACCUUGUCGAGACACAUUACCCUCCUCCGGAAAUGUUUAAGAGGCAUUCCUGUAAACCCCACAUCAUGGGUAUGGAGCACUACCAGAGGCUCUACGAGCAGUCCAUCCGUCAACCUCACGAGUUCUGGGGACGCGAAGCCCGAGAGCUCCUCAACUGGUCCAAGGACUUCCAGACCGUUAGCACCGGCUCCCUCCCCACCGGCGAUGUAGCCUGGUUCGUCGAGGGCGAGCUCAAUGCCUCGUACAACUGCAUCGACCGUCAUGCUUUCAAGAACCCCGACCAAGUCGCCAUCAUUUACGAAGCCGACGAACCCGGUGAUGGCCGUAGCGUCACUUAUGGCGAGCUCCUCCGCCAGGUCUCCAAGACCGCCUGGGUCCUCAAGCAGAUGGGUGUGCGAAAGGGUGACACCGUCGCCAUCUACCUCCCCAUGAUUCCCGAGGCCGUCGUCGCCCUCCUUGCUUGCGUUCGUAUCGGCGCCGUCCACUCCGUCGUCUUCGCCGGUUUCUCCGCCGACUCCCUCCGCGACCGCAUCGUCGACGCCAAUUCCAAGGUUGUCAUCACCACCGACGAGGGCCGACGUGGUGGCAAGCUCAUUGGCACCAAGAAGAUCGUCGACGACGCCCUGAAGCAGUGCCCCGACGUCAAGAACGUCCUCGUCUACAAGCGCACCGGUGCCGAGAUCCCCUGGACCGAGGGCCGUGACUCUUGGUGGCACGAGGAGGCCGAGAAGUGGCCUUCCUACAUUCCCCCCACGGCCGUCAACUCGGAGGACCCCAUGUUCCUUCUCUACACUUCGGGCUCUACCGGCAAGCCCAAGGGUGUCAUGCACACCACCGGAGGCUACCUCGUAGGCGCGGCUGCCACCGGCAAGUACGUCUUCGACCUCCACCCCGGUGAUGUCCACUUCUGUGGUGGUGACGUCGGUUGGAUCACUGGCCAUACCUAUGUCGUCUACGCUCCUCUCCUCCUCGGUGUGACCACCGUCGUUUUCGAGGGUACCCCGGCGUACCCCAACUUCUCUAGGUACUGGGAUAUCAUCGAUAAGCACCACGUCUCCCACUUCUACGUCGCCCCCACCGCGCUCCGUCUCCUCAAGCGUGCUGGUGACCACCACGUCCGCAACGAGAUGGGCAAUCUCCGCGUGCUAGGCACUGUCGGCGAGCCCAUUGCUGCUGAGGUCUGGAAGUGGUACUUCGAUGUUGUCGGCAGGUCGAAGUGUCAGGUUGUUGAUACCUACUGGCAAACCGAGACCGGUUCUCACGUUAUCACGCCGUUGGCGACUAUCACUCCCACCAAGCCUGGUAGCGCGUCUCUACCCUUCUUCGGCAUCGAGCCUGCCAUCAUCGACCCCGUCAGCGGUGAGGAGAUCACUGGCAACGACGUCGAGGGCGUCCUCGCCUUCAAGCAGCCCUGGCCUAGCAUGGCCCGUACCGUCUAUGGUGCCCACAAGCGAUACAUGGAGACCUACUUUGAUGUUUACAAGGGCUACUACUUUACUGGCGAUGGUGCUGGCCGUGAUCAUGAGGGUUACUAUUGGAUCCGCGGACGUGUUGAUGAUGUCGUCAACGUAAGCGGUCACCGCCUGUCAACUGCCGAGAUUGAGGCUGCUCUUAUCGAGCACCACAACGUGGCUGAGGCUGCCGUCGUGGGUGUUCACGACGAGCUCACUGGCCAGGCCGUCAACGCCUUCGUUGCCGUUAAGGAAGUCACGGAGGUCACGGACGCCCUGCGCAAGGAGUUCAUCAUGCAGGUGCGAAAGAGCAUUGGUCCCUUCGCGGCGCCCAAGGCGGUCUACAUCGUUCCUGAUCUCCCCAAGACCCGCUCUGGCAAGAUUAUGCGACGUAUCUUGAGGAAGAUUCUCGCUGGUGAGGAGGACCAGCUCGGCGAUGUUACUACGUUGUCCGAUCCCACCAUUGUACCGAAGAUUAUCGAUAUUGUCCACGAGAGCCUCAGGAAGUAA